Molecule: messenger RNA, 654 nt
Organism: Mycotypha africana
Lineage: Eukaryota; Fungi; Mucoromycota; Mucoromycetes; Mucorales; Mycotyphaceae
Exons: 2
Coding region: 1-654 (217 amino acids)
Source: RefSeq, a predicted model, not a curated record
AUGUCAUCUGUAUUCAACCUGUCACCGUCGAGCAGUACAUCGAAAAGGCAAGCGCAAAAGCACCCGACAACCGAAAGACCCUCUUCUAUACAUUCUACGUCGUCUUCUCACAAAAGUUCUGGCCAUUUCAACCGAAUAGCAUCCACUUGGUCAAUAUUCUCAUUGGAUCAGUUACCAUUUUACAGCCAUUCCGCAAAGAACAGUAAUGGGAAGAGUAAAAAAGGAACAAGAAGAUUAUCAAAUGCUAGUCAUAUCAGUCAAUUUAGUAUAAACAGCAGUAGCAGUCGUGCAACGAGCUAUGUGGAAGAUGAAGCAACAGCAAAAAAGCUCUCAAAGCAGAGGACCAAAGCUGCUGAAGUUGUCAAAGGCUUCAUGCGUGUAUUACUCUUAUGUUUAAAUGAUUGCUCCAAUGGUUUUUACAAAAUAUUUGACCAUAUUCAACGGCGUGUACCGUCUAUCGUAAAGCAGAAAAUCGCUGUGAGGGAUCUGACUCAAAAAGUGAACAUAGCCAUAGCAGAUAUAGAGGAUGUCAGAGAAAAUGUAAUAGAACUAGAGAGACAAAUCGAACCUUUCCGUAACAUGUAUCAAAUGAUUCAAGCAUCCAUCACCAUGGCAUCUGCUACAAAUACGAGAAAGAAACAAGUGGAUCAUUGA